AUGAUUACCGAUGGCCUCGAAAACGCCUUCUGCUCUGACCGCCUCAUCUACAGGGCGAUAGAAAACAACGAAGCAGACAGCACCUUUCUGCACACCCAGCUCGAGAACGACCCGGUCAAUACCGCCCUUUCGGAUCUAAGGCUACUCAAGCCCAAAAACAGCAAGCACAGCCACUCGAUGACUGAAAAGAUGGAAAAGUCCAUCUUGACAGUGAUGAUCUGCCUGCCUCAUAAAAACACAGCUGAGGACAAUGAAUCAAUUCCCGUCGGUUUCUUGACUCUCGGAUGGGCCGGCAUACCGGCGGACAUGGCUCAGCACCGCUCAGUCGGUCUUGGCAUCGCGCUGGCGGCGCCGUUCCGCGGGAGGGGGUAUGGCGCCGAAGCCAUCAACUGGGCGCUGGACUGGGCGUUCCGGUAUGGAAACUUUCAUCGCGUCCACCUCGGCACGGUAUCAUACAACGAGCGUGCGCAGCAUCUCUACAAGAAACUUGGAUUUGUGGAAGAGGGCCGGAGUCGUGAGGCGCACUGGUUUGACCGGAAAUGGUACGAUUUGAUCAGUUACGGCAUGCUGGAGCACGAGUGGGAGGCGUUGAGAGGCAUCAAGAAGGAACAAGGAGGUGUUUGA
Molecule: messenger RNA, 624 nt
Organism: Colletotrichum spaethianum
Lineage: Eukaryota; Fungi; Ascomycota; Sordariomycetes; Glomerellales; Glomerellaceae
Product: spermidine synthase
Exons: 1
Coding region: 1-624 (207 amino acids)
Molecular function (GO): acyltransferase activity, transferring groups other than amino-acyl groups
Source: RefSeq, a predicted model, not a curated record